Molecule: messenger RNA, 1665 nt
Organism: Aureobasidium namibiae CBS 147.97
Lineage: Eukaryota; Fungi; Ascomycota; Dothideomycetes; Dothideales; Saccotheciaceae
Exons: 5
Coding region: 1-1665 (554 amino acids)
Source: RefSeq, a predicted model, not a curated record
AUGUCGGACCCGAUGGACUUUGAAUGGACUAUACCACAAUCGCCUCCUUUUGAUAUAUCGACUUUCGAUCCGAAGACCUUGAGCGAGACAUUCAUCGAGACCGCCAGCCUAGACCCAGAUCUAUGUCUGGUCGACGCAAGGCCUGCACUCGAACAUGCAACAUCCAGGCGUGAUUGGGUCAGAAGGGACACGGCGGUGGAGGUAUCUCCUUCCGUACUCGCCCUCGGUAAGGAACCAUAUCCAGGGCUAAAGGUAUCACACAAGGUGCCACCGGGGUACAUGACCACCGUUCUCGAUUACAAUUACUCGCAACCUUGGUUUGGGGACCAUAUCGUUCUGCAUUAUCUCACGCCUGCAAGAUUGUUGGAACUGGGUUGUAUCAAUACGGACACUACGCCUGUAUCGAACCGAUUCCGUAUCGACCCCGAUGUUUUGGCAAAGGCCAACAAAUCUAGACUUGCUCCAAGUUACAUUGGCAAUCACGAUGGUAUUCAUCCUAUAUUGCGACGCAGAAACUUCAAUCCGACAUCCGACUACGAAUACGAAUGUCUUAAACCCACUUUCAGAGUCGUCACCAAGCUUCUCGAGAUGGAGAAUGCUCUUGACCUGCUCUGGGCACUGGGUCAGCGAUGUACUCAAGUACAAGGCACGAAGCUAAAGAAGGACGUCUACGUCUACUACACCGGUCAAUCUACCACUCAGCAGAGGCAAGAGACAGCUCUUGAACUAGUACAGCUGGCCGAAUACGUACAGUUUAGCUGGGGAGAUACAGUAUCUGACGGUGCUCUUGCAAUAACAGAAAAUAUAGUUGGCAAGCCAGGUUUGAGAGGUGGCAUUACGUCCGCAGGCGAAGUUACGAUCGAUGACAGCUUCCGAUAUGCCAUCGUAGACGGCAGUGCUGUGCGUGCGAAUCUUUACAAUCCUGCAGCAACAAUUGAAUCUUCCUUUUUACGUACCCAAUGGUGGCUCGCAACGGCCAUCUUCCACGAACUAGGCCAUGUCUUCCGGUUCAAUACGAGCAGGUUGCAUAUAGAUGUCGAUCCGUUUUGCAAUGAUUGUCGCCUCGCAGAAGAAGGGUUUGCUUUGACAGCGGCGGUGCUUAAAGGUGUGAUCCCGACGUCCAUUGACGCAAAUCUGAAGCUUGUCACGUCACCUUUCGGUAUGGCGACAUGGGAAUGGCCAGGAUUCUUUGAGACGAUCGGCCUCGUUCAUAGACGAACUGCACACGAAGAUGGCUUCAAUUACGCUAAUUUCGAUGUGAUUAAGAUGGAGUACAUACGAGAUUUUUUCAGCGAUGAGUUCUGGGACCAAUGCUAUCUGAGAUACGGCAUGUCGAGUUUCAGAGCAGUAGGCGUACGCGAUCGUGUGUUUGACGAGAACAUGGCCCCGAAUGGAAAGCGUGUUGCGACAAUCGGGCUGGAACUAGAGGCUGAGCCAUGGAUGCCAGAAGUGGAGGAGGAAGGUAUCGUUUACGAAGAUAGAGUCCUGAAUUUUGCUGGAGACAAAGUGAUAGCGACCAAGCCGAAGACGGCGGAACAGCAAAUGCUAGCGGAUAUAGCAAUGAGCUGGAUCCCGGAAAAUCUCAAGAAGUUGAGCGCUGGCAUGAAAGCCUGGAUAGGGAGGAGUCCGGUCAAGAAGAAAAGCCCGAUGAAGAAAAAGAAGUGA